GCAGCCGGGAGGGUUUCGCAGCGGAGCGGCCGCCCAGGAGCGCUGACGAUGUCUGAGCUGGAGAAGGCCGUGGUGGCCCUCAUUGACGUCUUCCAUCAGUAUUCCGGAAGGGAAGGUGACAAGCACAAGCUGAAGAAAUCGGAACUAAAGGAGCUCAUCAACAGUGAACUUUCCCAUUUUUUAGAGGAAAUCAAAGAGCAGGAGGUUGUGGACAAAGUCAUGGAAACACUGGACAGCGAUGGAGAUGGCGAAUGCGACUUCCAGGAAUUUAUGGCUUUUGUUGCCAUGGUGACCACUGCCUGCCACGAGUUCUUUGAACACGAAUGAACUAGAGAAAGCAGCUGAGCUGUUCCUGUAGCAGAGACGAAGGUCGUGCAGGGAAGCGGAAGCAGGACUUACAGUGUAGUAGGAGCUGAGCUUUCCAGCUAUGUGUAGCUAAUUAGGAAGCUUGAUUUGCUUUGUGAAUGAAAAAUUGAAACCUCUUUCCAAGGGCUGCUUUUAGUAGCCCCACGCAUUAUGUCUGCACUAUUGGGCGUCCAUGGUCGCUGACUGGCCCCAGGGACUCUUGGUAAUCGUCACUUAGGAAAGUCAAUUCUCAGUCACAAAGCGUGUGCUGUACUGGCUAUGCUGGCUGUGUAGACCCCUAACCCAGAAAAAACAAACUGACUACCAGAAAUGGCUGGAGCAGUGUGGUUUCCUAAGCUUCCACUACACUUAAAAACACAAAGCUGUGUCCACCGUCCUUUGAAGAGGCUGUCCUUCAUGAAAUCUGCUCAUCAUAGCGUGGUGGGUGGCCUGACAGUCUGUCCCACCUGCCAAAGAUCAUGGUCACAUUUAGAGCCCUUUCUGAUGGGUGAGCUGUGAUUCCUGAGUGCGUAGUUAAGGCUAACAGUUCUAAACGGAAAAUCUGUUUCAGAAGCCAACAAGUACUGACAUUAUAACUGUAAUCAGGACUGAGAAUCAAGCUUCUACAUUCAGUGGGGUCCUCCCGACAGGAUCACACUUUGCUGGAUCUGUGGGAUGUGGGGCAGCGGGGGCAGGGGGCUCACGGGGGUCUCAGCUUUGCCUCUGGAGACAGCUGAUCCGAUGCUCUGCACCUCCUGUCCUGUCUGUAGAAUGAGGGUUAUGACGGAUGUGUCUGGUCGGUUGGUGAAGGUCAUUCCUGACCUGUCUGUGCGCAGACAGGGUCUGCUUGUGGCUGUUGGUGAGGCCGGGGAACUUUAUGACCCUUAUGCUGUUGUAUCCACCAAUUCAAAUAAAUCAAGUUGCAAAUAUUAAGAAUCACUUCCAGGAAAAUUCAAAUUAGGCUUAUCCACCCUUUUUCUGUUUUGCUUUUUCUUAAAGACUCAGACUUGGAAAUCAUCAACUAAUUGAUCGCUUGCAUUUGCAUUAAAUAAAAAUCAUUGUAACAAGUUUCUGUAGUCAUUAAACAUGAAAUAAAACCUAAAUUCCUGCAAAACUG
This is a messenger RNA of Hippopotamus amphibius kiboko, 1462 nucleotides long. RefSeq names its product S100 calcium binding protein B (gene S100B). Gene Ontology annotation, biological process: positive regulation of canonical NF-kappaB signal transduction; positive regulation of cell population proliferation. Lineage: Eukaryota; Metazoa; Chordata; Mammalia; Artiodactyla; Hippopotamidae. Bases 49 to 327 code for a protein of 92 amino acids. Gene Ontology annotation, molecular function: RAGE receptor binding; zinc ion binding; S100 protein binding. The transcript has 3 exons. The record is from RefSeq and is a predicted model, not a curated record. Gene Ontology annotation, cellular component: cytoplasm; nucleus.